This is a messenger RNA of Lactuca saligna, 1155 nucleotides long. NCBI's taxonomy places the organism in Eukaryota, Viridiplantae, Streptophyta, Magnoliopsida, Asterales, Asteraceae. The record is from the annotation of a GenBank genome assembly.
AUGUCAGAAGUAUCUUUAUCACCUCUACAAGCUUUCCGGUCCAUUGUCACCGGAAACCUACACAGAGUACUGGAAAGUCUGAAACUUGGAUCGGAGUUCUUGUCCUUCAAAUCGAUCCACGAAUGUUUUCAGGUGUUACCCAUAUUGAACAAUGAGUUUGCGAAGCUGAUGGCGGAGAUAGAUUAUCCGGUGAGCAGUUGGGAAGCUGGUUCCAUUGACGAGUAUCUUGAUUACACCAUGAGCAUAUUGGAACUCCUGAAUGCGAUUAAUUCUUCUCUUUCUCAUCUUAAUCAAGCUCGUGUGUCACUCUCACAUGCUUUGAGCCUCAUGGAAAGCACACCGGCUAUGGGUGUGGAACGGAUGAGAGAGAUUACGUUGCAUGAUUCUAUCAAGGGAUUCAAAGGUAUUGGAAGGGAUGAAGAAAGGAAUCGAAAAGGGAAAGAAAGGAUCUUUCAUGAAGCUAUUUUGGUAAUGAAAGGUACUGCUUUUUGGGUUUGUGGGGUUGUGUUGUAUGGAUUAAGGAGUGAUGCUUGGCCGCUUAUGGAGAUUAUGAAAAGUGGGGUGGUGGUGGAUUGUUCCUUGAUGCUUUUUGAUUCCAUCUUUAGGAAUAAGAUCACUGAGAAAAGGGGAUUGGUAAAGGAAGUGGAAGAUGUGAAUGAGACUGUGCGUAUGAUUGUAUCCAAGGGAAUUGGUGAUUUUGAUGUUGCGAUGGAGUUGAAGAGAAGAUUGGAGAUGGUUAGAAAUGGAGUGAAGGGUUUAAAAGAAGAAGAAGAAGGUUUAUUUGCAGAGGUUAUGGCUGCUAGGAAUGAGGUUAGGGUGGUUAAGGCCCUAUAUGGGUCGGAUGAGAGAUGUCGGGAUCUUAGUCCUUCAGCGAUUUGUAAAGGUCCGCAGAAUGAUGUGAUUCGUUAUUUAGCUCAGCUUCAUGUUAGAGGUUUUGAUGUGCAUGAGUUUUGUCCUAUUCAUCUAGGCAACAUGGAGACUGCUUAUGUUUGGAAUGGGGAUCGCUAUUCGUCUGUAGUUUUUCAUGGGAUAUUUUCUUUGGACCUGUAUAUGGAGGUUUUGGUUAUAAACCUAGUGGAUAUCGAUUGGCCAUUUAGCACUCUUAGACAAGCUUCGAUGAAAUGGUUGAGUAUGAAUACUGGAAUGAGUUCUUAG